UUCUUUUGUCCCAAGUUCCCACGGUGUAGUGACAGAGAUAAGAGGUACCUCGCCUAUCCGUUUCAUCUGGAACUCGAACCAGAGGUAAGUUCCCCGGUAUAUGGCUUGAUAAGCAUUCCAUAUUUGGGUGCUCUUGAAAUUUCUCUUCCCUUUCUUCAUUCCUCAUAAAAAAUAAAUUAAAAAAAAAAAAAAAACACAACAAGAAGAGAGAGGAAAACCACCACCACCACCAACGCGUGUUCUGGUGCAAGACCGCUUAUCAUUCCAUUGUUUAUCUCCCAACCCGAUUGCGGAAGUCGGAUAUUCCGGAGAGUCAUGGCUGUGCUAACAUUUGCACGUUUCUUCAGUCGGCCAUAUCUGCAUAACCGUGACGGCCCUACAAUAUUCUCCUUCCAGCAGAAGCUCGUCAUGGAGGAGGGCGGCUCCUAUCAACGAAGAAAAUCGGACGCGAAAAAGGGCGGUGACUCCCCUGCACUUCAACCCUCCACAGUGGACGAUAUUGUCGACUCAGACUCAGAGAACUUCCACUCGCAUCCUGGAACUCCGACGAGAUCUUCGCGCAAUUCCUUUUCAUACCAGGAUGACUGGGAAUCAUUUCCACCGCUCGACCAGCUCUCAGUUUUUGACCUUUUCGAUAACUUUUCCUUGUCGCGGAGACUAGAAAAGCUCCAGCAGUCAAUCAACUCACAGAGAGACAAGGUGAAGAGACAACAGGAGAGGUUGAAAUCCACUUCGAAACAUGCAAGGGAACGCGUCGUGGGAGAGUGGAAACGACGAGUGCCCACUGCUGAAGAGCAGCUGGAAAAAUACCGUCAUCGGAUGAAGCUCGGAGUGGAACGCUUGGGGACACGAUGGAACGCAGCCUCUGCGGUUACUCUCCGGGAGAAGAUUUCAUUUAUCGCUGGUGUUCUGAAUAUCUUCAUCAGCGGUUAUUUACUGGGGGCGUGCCCCGAGUACUUUUAUAUCUGGUUCAGCGGGCAGCUCGCAUACUUCAUGCCGAUCCGGUUCUACAGGUACCAUAAGAUUGGCUACCAGUACUUCCUGGCUGAUCUCUGUUAUUUUGUCAACAUGCUCUGUAUGCUUUGCAUUUGGGUCUUCCCACACUCUAGGAGGCUUUUUAUCAGCACAUUUUGUCUGGUAUUUGGAAACAAUGCUGUCGCUAUUGCCAUGUGGCGUAACUCCAUGGUUUUCCACAGCAUGGACAAAGUCGUCAGCCUUUUCAUCCACAUCAUGCCUCCGGUUACAUUCCAUUGUCUUGUUCAUUUGACUCCCAUGGAAACAAUGAAGGAGCGGUUUCCGGCCAUCUAUCAGAUCAAGACCAGCGAAUCAGGAUCCCCAGACCACUUUUCGCUUCUCUCGAUGAUGCUGUGGGCAACUGUUCCGUACAUGAUCUGGCAACUUUCCUACCACUGCUUUAUCACCGUCCGUCGCGCAGACAAAAUAGCAGCAGGACGUCCGACUAGUUUUACCUGGCUCCGCAGAUCUUAUGCAAAGACUUGGAUAGGUCGGUUUGUUCUGAGUCUCCCUGAAUCCCUACAAGCCCCGGCAUUUAUGAUGAUUCAAUAUAUCUACGCUCUUUUGACGAUAAUUCCUUGCCCUCUUUGGUUAUGGUCUCGAUGGGCUAGUGGUUUAUUCUUAACGGGGCUCUUCAUCUUGAGCAUUCACAACGGCGCGACCUAUUACAUUGAUGUGUUCGGCAAACGCUUCCAGAAGGAACUAGAGGAGUUGAAGAAAGACGUCGCACGUUGGCAGUCUUCUCCCGAGGGAGCAAUGAGCCCCACUAUCCCUGGACUAGGGACCACCCCUGCUAAUGUUGGGGAGAGGGAGUCGGGUAGCUCGACUGCCUCCGCGGCUGGUAGCCCUGACAAGACCGGCAUUGAAAAUAUCCCACUCCUUGACGCUACCGGUGUUGCAACCGCAGUUGAGGGUGACUCGAGUGAUAGGCCGGCUUUGCGAAACCGCAGCUAAUCCCAUUAUUUUUUUACUUCUUAUAUUUUGGAGUUCACCUUGAAUUUAUGUGUUGGAAUGCCCCUUUAAUGAUACCCAGUCGUUCUUUUGCCUAUACACUUGGUCUUAUAUAGCUCUGUUUCAUGCCGAUAACAUCCCUUGGACGUGCUUGACGGCUGAUACUUAUUGUCGUGUUUCUGGUCUUGGCUUUCGUUGCUGCAAUGCUGCAUAUUUGGUUUGAGAAACGAAUUUGAUGAUAAUCUUACCAACGAAUCCUCACAACCAAUCCGUCAGCUCCCUAGUCACUUAGAAACCGUCGCCACAAUGUAGUUAGAAUCUUGGUUAUGAGUCACAAAAUUUUGGAAUUAAAUCCACUAUAGA
This is a messenger RNA of Aspergillus ochraceoroseus IBT 24754, 2328 nucleotides long. Its product is annotated as glycerophosphocholine acyltransferase. The record is from RefSeq and is a predicted model, not a curated record. Lineage: Eukaryota; Fungi; Ascomycota; Eurotiomycetes; Eurotiales; Aspergillaceae. Bases 316 to 1968 code for a protein of 550 amino acids. The transcript has 2 exons. Gene Ontology annotation, biological process: phosphatidylcholine biosynthetic process.